AACGGAGUCAAAGCAGCGUGGUGGAUUUAUCUUUGAGGUGUCGCAAUAUGUAUAAUUGUUUUGUAUAUAAAGAGAUGACUAUUAAACCAUUUAACUAUCACAAUUUCCAGUUUUAUCAAAAAUAAAAAAGAACGACUGCAAAAGCGCUCUUGGAAUUCAAUGAGUAUCAUUCCCAUUACUCUUUCUUUGCUCUUAUUUAUUUUUAAUUCUCAGAAACUAUUUUCCGCUGCUACAAGAAUCUUGUGUCGUCCAAAUCAGAGAGAUGCACUUCUGGAGUUCAAAAAUGAGUUUGAGAUUGGCAAACCUUCUCCUUUCUGUAUCAUUGCUCAUCCGAAGACAUUGUCAUGGGUGAAUAACAGUGAUUGUUGUUAUUGGGAUGGUAUCAAGUGUGAUGCUAAGUCCGGGGAAGUUAUUGAGCUAAACCUUAGUUGCAGCAGCGUCCGUGGCCGGUUUCAUUCUGAUAGCAAGAUUUUAAAGGUUCAAAGCCUUCGUGGUCUCGACCUUUCACGUAACAAUUUCAGUGGCCAAAUACCAUUUUCAGUUCAAAAAUUGUCUCAUCUUACCAGACUCGAUGUUUCCAGAAAUUCUUUUAGUGGUUCAAUUCCUCCGUCCAUUGGAGACAUUCCUAAUCUCCAUUUUCUUGACCUCUCUCGUAACAAAUUUGUUAGUAAAAUCCCAUCUUCACUUGGAAGUCUAUUGCACCUCACCUCUCUGGACCUCUCAAAUAAUAGUUUUUUUGGAGAGGUCCCAUUUUCAUUUGGAAAUCUCUCUAAUCUCAUUUCUCUUAACCUCUUUGAUAAUAACUUUGAGGGUAAACUUCCAUCUUCACUUGGAAAUCUUUCUCAUCUCAACUUUCUUGACCUCUCUGUUAACAAUAUUGUUGGUGAAAUCCCAUCUUCGCUUGGAAAUCUUUCUAAUCUUGUUUUUCUCUACCUCCAUUAUAAUAAUUUUUCUGGUGAAAUUCCAUCUUCACUAGGAAAUAUUUCUCAUCUUACCUAUCUCACCCUCUCUUUUAACUAUUUUACUGGUGAAAUUCCAUCCUCUCUUGGAAAUCUUUUUUAUCUCAAAAAUCUCAUCCUUUCUCAUAACAGUUUUUUUGGUGAAAUACCGCCUUCUUUUGGCAGCUUGAGCCACUUGGCCUUCUUAGAUGUUGAGUCCAAUAAACUUAGUGGUAGCUUCCCUCUUGCACUACUAAAUCUGACAAAACUGUCUAUUUUAUUCCUCUCCAACAAUCUGUUUUCAGGCGUGCUUCCUUCUUUCAAUAAUAUAUACCCAUCAUCUAAACUAAAAGAGUUAUACAUAGACAGUAACAACUUCAUAGGACCAAUCCCCAUUUCCAUUUUUCAAUCGGCCAGCCUUGUGAGAGUCCACCUUGGUAAUAACCGCUUCAGCGGAAAACUGCCUGAAAUAUUUUUCAAUAGCAACAACCUAAGGUUCCUCCAUCUUGGUAAUAACCAAUUAGUGGGAAAACUUCCGAGAUCUUUGUCUAGCUGUUCGUCUUUGGAGGUUCUAAACUUAGAACACAACAGAAUUAAUGACACUUUUCCAUUUUGGUUGGAAUCCUUAAGAAAUCUACAAGUGCUGGUCCUCCACUCUAAUGAGUUUCAUGGGUUGUUACAAUAUCAUCCGAACGGACCGAACGUUACUCCUUGGUUCCCUCAGUUGCGAAUAAUUGACAUAUCAUAUAAUUACUUCGCUGGAACUUUACCACCUGAUUUUUUCAUGUAUUGGAGAGCAAUUUUCUCAAAGGGAAACCAUUCAGAAUUGAAUUACGUUGGAGAUCGUUACUAUGAUCAAGACUCGUUGGCUUUGAUGAAUAAAGGACUAAAGAUCAAGUACAGAAGGAUCCUCACGCUCUUAACGGCCAUUGAUAUUUCGGGAAAUAUGCUCCAAGGAAACAUCCCUAAAUCCAUUGGCCAAGUGAAGAAUCUUAUUGUACUCAAUCUGUCAAGCAAUGGUUUCAGUGGACACAUUCCUUCAUCUUUGGCAAAUCUGACUACACUCGAGUCUCUGGACUUGUCCAAUAACAAACUUUCAGGCCAAAUUCCACCUUCUCUUGGAGACCUAACAAGUCUUUCAAACAUUACGGUUUCCCACAACCAGCUCGUUGGUCCGAUACCUCAAAGCACACAGUUUCAGACGCAAGAUGCUUCAUCUUUUGAAGGUAACGUGGGACUUUGCGGUCAUCCUCUCAACAUAACAUGCGGAGUCACAGACACAGGGAAAUCAGAAGAACCCGAAACCACCGAAGAAGAAGACGAAGAAGAAGAAGAAGUAUUGAGCUGGACUGCAGCUGUCAUUGGCUUAGCACUUGGAGUCGUCUUUGGAUUGAUUAUUGGGAACGUUGUGAUUUUACAAAAGCCUCAAUGGCUCAUGAAGAUAUCUAGUGUGGUAUGUUGAAUAUCCAACCAACAAUUCU
Molecule: messenger RNA, 2419 nt
Organism: Raphanus sativus (radish)
Lineage: Eukaryota; Viridiplantae; Streptophyta; Magnoliopsida; Brassicales; Brassicaceae
Product: receptor-like protein 43
Exons: 1
Coding region: 160-2400 (746 amino acids)
Cellular component (GO): plasma membrane
Molecular function (GO): protein binding
Source: RefSeq, a predicted model, not a curated record